AUGGCUAAAAGACAAUUAGGUUUAUCCAAAGCCCAUAAGAACAAGAAGGCUAAGAAAGAAGAAACACCAGUUGAAGAGCCCAAAGAUGGAGGUAUGGUUAUCGAAUUACCUAAGGACAUCGAUCCCUCAAAUGAGAUCGAUUCUAUCAAAGGUUUAUGGGAAACUUAUAAGAAAGAUAUGAAUGAAUUGGUUUUGAACGGUAUAAUUCAUGAAUGUGAUAGAAUGUUAAGAAAUGGGGAAACCGUCAAUGAUUUAUUUUAUAGCUAUUAUGGAUUAAGUAUUGCAGAAUUAUCUAAAUAUCAAGAAGAAGAGAAAGUCUUUGAAGAAGCUCUUGAUAGAAUCGACACUGGUAUUGAAAAAUUUCCUGAAUCAAUCAACCUUUAUUUCGUCAAAGCUAAAGUUACAAUUAUGAAAUAUCUUAAUGAAGGUGAUUUCAAAGAUGAUGUAUUAAGUAUUUAUGAAAAGGCUGAAAAACAUAGUGAAGAUACUAAGAAUUUCGACUACUUUAAUGACGAUAAUUAUGAAUUCUUGGAGAUAUUGAAUCAUUAUGUAGGUGAAGAAGAAGAAAAUGCUGAAGAGGAUGAAGAAGAUGAGACUUUACAAAAAUACAAAGAUUGGUUACUCAAGCAUACUGAAGUAUUUAUCAAACGUUGUAAUGAAGACAUGAAGAAGAAAGUAUACAAACAUUUGGGAAAUUUAUAUUUACAAUCAUCAGAAGAACCAUCAACAAUCUAUACUACUUUAGAGUAUGAAGAUCAUCCUGAACCAACUAUCAAUGGUAAGGACAAAGAUCAAGCACAAAAAGAAGCCUUGGAUUUAUUAAAUAAGGCUGUGAGUUAUUUCAGGAAAAGUUGGGACGAUGAAGAUGUCGAAACUUGGGUAGGUGUAGGAGAAGCUUUAAUUAGUUUGGGUAAUGUAGAUAAUGAUAAUCAAGAAAAAUGGUACCAAGAAGCGGAAGAAAUCCUUACUAAAGCCAAUAAUGUCACCAAUGGUAAAUAUAAAGAUAUCUUGAAUCAAUUAAAAGAAGAUUAA
Yamadazyma jaroonii is the source of this 1032-nucleotide messenger RNA. Lineage: Eukaryota; Fungi; Ascomycota; Pichiomycetes; Serinales; Debaryomycetaceae. The record is from the annotation of a GenBank genome assembly.